Messenger RNA from Paramuricea clavata, 3101 nucleotides. NCBI's taxonomy places the organism in Eukaryota, Metazoa, Cnidaria, Anthozoa, Malacalcyonacea, Plexauridae. The record is from the annotation of a GenBank genome assembly.
AUGGAGGAAGCUUCUUCUGAGCAAGUCAGAAUUGUAGAAUUGGAUACCGGUACUUCAGAGGGAGAAGUAGUCGAACAAGUCGAUGGAACAGAAAAGGUGGAACCUACUGUUGCUGCCGAGGAAAAGGGUAAAGUACGCAGCAGAGCAAAGCACAAGUGUCCAUUUACAUCUUGUAACAAAGAAGUUGUGCACUUGCCUCGUCAUAUGAGGCAGGUGCAUAACUGGUCUAGAGACGGGGCAAGCGGAGUGCUGGCAGCUUUCGACAUUCGAAAGCCAAGGAGUCCUAGGAAAUUGAAAGAAGGAAAAAAAUCGAGAGUGUACAAAAGAAGAAUGUGUCCUGUGGUGAAUUGUAAUUCGGUGGUAAAAAAAAAUUCACAAUCACCUGACGGAUGUGCAUAAACUUACUCGGAAGUCUAAGAUAUAUUGGCGUUGUGUUAAAUCAGCUGUCGUAUAUGAACCCCAAGUUAUUUUAACUGAAAGUUCUGAUCAUGAAUCUGAAUCUGAUGACGAGUCUGACAAUGAAUCUCUUAAAAAAAGCAGUAAAGCUUCGAGCGCGCCGAAAAGCACUACCCACUACAAAAAAGUUUAUUGUAGUGACGAGUCCUCUGGUGAUGAAGAUGAACAUCCAAGCUUUGAUGGCCCAAGUCAAGAUGAAGAAUUUUCGGAAAAUUCGGAUGGACAUGGUGGACUAAGUGAUGAUGAAUUCAAAGAUGGUAACACUGAAUCUGUUUCUUUUAAUCUUGUUAAAAAAAUUUGAACAAUGGUUAAAAGAACCCGAUGGUGGCAGGAAGGAUAGUAAAUGUGCUACACAAUGCGUGCGUCAAGUCCAACUAAUACUUGGUUACAUCAACCCUGAUAAUCUGUUGAUAAAGAAUAUAUUGUCGAAAAAUACUUUGAGGGAGAAAUGGCUUACAAAAGUUGAAAAGGAAAAGAAGCCAGGAACUGUCAAAUCGUAUCUUGGAGCCCUCAAUCAGUUUUAUAUGUUUUUAAAAGAAGAAUGCACUGAUAUACUUGGAAGUCUGGAAGUAUCCGUGCCAGAUUUAACAGCUCUCUCAGACCAAGUGAAGUUGUGGGCCAGGUCGUAUAGAAAACUCACCCAGGAUCGCUUCUGGGAGAAACGAAUGGAGGACAUGUCUAAUAUGAAAAAGCCUCAAGAUGUUAAGAAAUUCGACACUUCCGAAGUAGUACGGAAUGCCGUGAAAAUUCUUGGCGAGUUCCAGAAUGCUGGACAGGAUGAAAUUUUAUCUCAAACAGAGUAUACAGCAGUGCGUGACUACCUUAUGACGGAAAUAUGUAUAGAUAAUGGUAGUAGGUCUGGUCCUAUAGCAAACAUGACACUUGAAGAAUUUAAUAAUGCAACUAAAGAGGAAGAUUGCCAUGUUGUCCGUGUUAAAAAACACAAGACGUUUACGACACAUGGUCCUGUAAACAUUGUCUUGUCGUCUUCGCUUUAUGGGUACAUGUUAAUUUUCAUCACCAAGUUUCGAAACCAACUUGCUGACGCAGACACGAGUGAGAAAUCCACUGUUUUUUUAAGUUGGAAGGGGAGUGCUUUGGAUUCAUCCGCAGUUGGUGCCCAAAUUAGUUCAUGCUGGGGCAAGGUGUUCGGCAAGGAAGCUGCAGUUGGAGGUGCAACUUCCAUAAGGAAAGCCGUUGUUUCCGCAGUUCACGAGAACAACGAGAGUAUGCGUGGUGACCUUGCUAAUUUGAUGGUACAUAACAAAAGCACGGCAGAUCGAUAUUACUUGCUGCAGGAUAAAGGAAAAUCUGCCGCGAGGACAUCAUGGGAAGUGUCAAGAAUAAUGCGAGAUACCUCAAAGAGUGAAUUGGAGAAGAACGAAGGGAAUACCGACCGGCCUUUAAUGGGUGAAACCCCAGAUAUAUUCACUUCUUAUAGACAUGCGUGGCAAGCAGAAGAGGUAUCGGCAAUCGAGUCUUUGUUUUCAAAAAACAUUGAAGAACAAAGUGUAACUUUGCCUGAAGUCAAAGAUUUAGUCAAGAAUCACCCAGUUUUGGGGGAAAUAUCAAGCAAGAAAAUCAUUGAUGAAGUAAGGUCUAUGUUUGGAAAGGAUAGUGGCGAAGAUCAUCCUGACCCACCACAAGAAAAUGAAUCUAGAGAAGAAAAAUUGAAAAGAAUAGGCAUAGAAAUUGGUGCUGGUAAGUUAAGUUCUCCUUGCAAUUUUCUCAAGUGCCAGUCAGGCAAUCUACAGUAAAUUAAAACAUGGACAUUAUUGUCUACAGGCUGAUUUCCAGUCACGCGUUUUGCAUCCGUUUUUUUACGUACUGUAUGUAUACUUACGUUUACUUAUGUGUUCAACUGGUCCGUUUCCGUGUGCUUAGCAUCCGUACGUAAAUGUAAGUAUACCUACGUAAAAAAACGGAUGCAAAACGCUUGACUGGAAAUCAGCCUUAGAGUAAAGUUAGUAGGUUUGCAUGGCGAUAAAUAUAAUUCAAUUGUCUUCUGCAGGUGUUUUGAAAAACAAAACACGUCGUCUUACACCACGUUUAAUUACUUGACAAAGCGUCAUCUGUAUUAAUCUCGAACUUUCAACUUUACAUAUUCUGUAUUUUGUUUCAAAAUAAUUUUGCCAAAGGCUUGUACUGUAUACUGUACAGUAACUACAAAAUUACACGAGACCCCAAAAUAUUAUAUUGUGGUAUGUUAUUUACAAAUAAAAUAUUAUUAUUUGCGCUGAUAACAGUUCGGGGUUAUUAAGGAUAAAAUGCUUUGUCAAAUACUGUAAACGAAUGUAAUUAAUCCACUUGUACUUGCAUGUAGACGUCAUUUCAGUCGCGUAGAUUGAAAAAUUUUGAAACUUGAAACCGAAACUUGAAACAACCGAAACGAGGCCGAUUAUUUGAGAGCAGUUAUAAUGAAGUACAGUCUGACAAUACUCUUCAUUUUUGUAUGAUUUUCAGAUUUACGAGAAUUAUGUGAAAACCUUUCAGAAAACCAAGAUGACAUUCAAAGCAUACAAAGCAGUGAAAAAGCAUCUGUUGUGCCUCCAACAUCUCGUGGGUCGGGGAAUUCUACCAAACUGCUUGAUGGAGACGAAAAUGGCGAAUUUCAGAAGCUUUUCAAAGGAUUUAAUUCAGUCUAA